GACGCAAUCUGCAAAUUACGCGACGAAGGUCAUAGCAAAGAUAGCUGUUGUAUAUAAAUAGCGUCGUUUUCACACCAUUAUUACUGAGUCCAAAGACGGCGACAAGCAUGAAGAUUGUGUUACUAUUUGUUCUGAUGGCUUUUAGUGGUGUUACAGAGGCAAUUUUUUACUUUUUUUACGAAUACUCUUGCCCGUUAAGGUCGUCAGGGUCAUCAUUAUCCUCGAGCAAUAAUAAAGACUGUGCUAGCAGUAAACGGGAUGUACACCACGGAUGGUCCCACACAUACAUCCAAAUAGGAUCAAUGUGCUAUGACUGGGGAAACUGGAAUUAUCCUAGACACUUACCAUGCGAUGAUGAACAGCUUGCAUGUUGUGUCAGGGAAAAAAGCCUGGCUAGACCUGGAACUUCGAGAUGUGUAGACAGAGUCGGAGAGUUUGAGGCGGCUUGGACAAGAGAUGGUAUAUCGUAUGAUGGUCUGUUUUGGAACUGUCAGCGUUUCACCACCCUGUUGUAUAAAUUCCUUACGGAAUGCCCUGCGACACCUGCUACAACAUAUGCGAUUGGUUGACGAAUUUUAUACAUCACAGAGAUGCAGAAUGAUUGCAUUGUAAAAUAGAAUAAAAGUGCAGAAAUA
This is a messenger RNA of Mercenaria mercenaria, 635 nucleotides long. RefSeq lists its product as uncharacterized. Bases 108 to 569 code for a protein of 153 amino acids. Lineage: Eukaryota; Metazoa; Mollusca; Bivalvia; Venerida; Veneridae. The record is from RefSeq and is a predicted model, not a curated record. The transcript is spliced from 4 exons.